AUGGCAGUCACUGCCUCUUCUUUUGGCUCCAGGGUCUUUCGGGCUUUUUCUGUCGUUCUCUUGACUUCCUGGACAAUAACAACACUUGGUUUCUCCGCACUUAACGUCCUGAACGAAAACCGGAGCCUCAUCGGAACAGCAGCAUCAAUCAGUCUGCUCACAUAUCUGGCAUGCCGACUCCUGGUGGUCACACAGCCAACUGCCCAAAAUGACUCGAUUGCCCACAUUCUGACAACCGCCUACCUCCGAUCACGCGGAGAAGCUCUGGCAACUCUCGUGUUUACAUGUGCGUGGCUGUAUGAACUCCUCUCCCAAGCGGUGAUAAUGGUGUUCAUGACCAUUUUCGGAGGCGCGAUCGCGACCGCUAUCUACACCGAUGCGUUUGUCGAUGAUCCAAAUGAUCUUCAUCAAAGUGAUUCAGACAGGGAGAAUACCUCCCUGGCGGUUGCGGAGAUUGACGAAUUCAAAGAAAAAGUGGGCGUGGAUCCAGUCGCUCUUUUCAAGUUAAUUCCACCCAAGGCCCUGAUCUGUUUUGCCAUUCUUGUGUGGGUCAAUUUUGCGACUUUGGGUCUUUAUGUAUUGCGUCUUUUGUGGAGGUCGGCAAAGGUGGUGCUUGGAUCUUCGCCUGCCCCUGUUGUACAAAAAGAUGAGGCUCGAGACUCAAAGUGA
Penicillium pulvis is the source of this 669-nucleotide messenger RNA. RefSeq lists its product as uncharacterized. NCBI's taxonomy places the organism in Eukaryota, Fungi, Ascomycota, Eurotiomycetes, Eurotiales, Aspergillaceae. Bases 1 to 669 code for a protein of 222 amino acids. The transcript has a single exon. The record is from RefSeq and is a predicted model, not a curated record.